CCUAUGCAGGCAAAACAACAACAACGAAGUAGUAGAAAUAGAAAGAAAAAGGGAAUAGAAUUUUUGUACUGAGUUGUGAACACCAAGAGAAUAUACAAAUAAAUGAAAACAAUGUGAAAAGUGUAAAUUAUUAAUGCAUUUUGUAUAUAAAAACGUCGACAUUCGGCUGGUUGUUUAGGUUUACGGAAAAUGAGCGCUAAUGCUCUGGGCGGGGAAGAAAAACAGACGGCACUCUCGAUUACGACGACAACUGUACCACCCGGCCAAGAAGAAUUCAUUGAUGAGUUCGAGGAGUUAUUCGAAUGCAAUGAAGCUGAAAUCAAAAUCGGUGAUAGAGUGACACUUGCCAUAACGAGCAAUACCAAAAGCGUCGGCGGCGGAAAAAAUGCCAAUGAGCGCAAACCAAACGGCGUUAUAUCCACAAAUUGUGAUGAAAAAUCGCGCACCGAGUUGGAUUCCGAAGUAAGUGAGCUACUGGGUUCUGUGAUAAUGCAUAAUUGUACGGGAACGCGUGCCAGUGCACGGGUCAUACAAAAAAUGAAACAAGACCAGACGCGUCCGUUAACACCACCAAAUGAACGCGAUCCACAGCGACGUGAAGACAAGACAAUGCAAAAGACACCAUCGCAAUUGCGCAGCAAUAAACCGACAUGGACGAAUUUAGAACGCAAUCACUUUUUUGAUGCACUGAAUGAAUUUGGUAAGGAUUUCGAUGCACUCGGCAAUUAUAUAAACACAAAACUGAAACGUAGAAGCGCAGCAGAUAGUGCAUUCAAGACGAAAGAACAAGUGCGACAGCACUAUUACCAAACCUAUCAUAAAAUCUGUAAAUACAUCAAAUUCUCUGACGAGGUUAAGAAACCCGCACAGGAGUUAUAUGCGCUUAUCAACUAUGGAGAAAUGCGUAGGAAACUGCAAUUUGUAACCGAUAAGCACUUCAUGAAGUUGCGAAAUCUUGUCUACCACGGGCACAUAAGUGUGCGUUGUAAAGGCAAAAACCUGCGUAUAAAGACACCAUCUUGUAAGGCGUUAAGGAGACUGAAUCAACUUGAUGACUCACUUGAGGACAUUAAAUUGCCAUCGAAAAUCGAAGUGAUCGUUAGUCCCGCCACUAUGGAAGCAUUUGGACGCGUGCAAACUGUUGCACAAAAUCCACGUGUACGCACCACCGUGCCGCUACAUAAGAAAUUGUUCAAUUUUAUCAAAACGUUUCAAAUGAAGUGGCGUAGUGCUGAACAAAAAAUGGCUGAAGAAGAAUUGAAAUUAUUUCCGACCGCUUGUGCGCCUACUCCCUCGUUACAUUCAAGCGACUGUAAUGGUCAGCAAACUGUCGAAAAUAUUGAGCAUCUACCAGCCUUUCAAGAUCCCGAAAUGUGUUUUUUACCAAAACCAGGUGUGCCUAUACAUCGCCCAUUGUUAAGCAUCACAGAGUACCUUGGUAGUGGCAAUAUCUGUUUGACCGCCUACGAGGAACGUAUGGGCGUGAAAGUGCGUGGUGAAACAUUAUCACAAGAUCGAUCUGCGCAUAAGCGACCACGCACUGAAAGUGGUUCGGAAAAACGUUCGCCUGAUUCGAAGAAAAACAAACUGUUCAAUAGUCCACCCUAUGAGAAACUGGAUAGUGAUGGCCCAGCUGGUGAUAUUGUGUACAAAGAUGAACUUGGCGCGCUGUAUGAACAGGACCUACUAAUACCCGGGAAAUGUGAAAGCAGUAGCGAUGAAUUAAGUGAUGAGCUGCAAGAGUUGCUGGGCGUUGAUUUGGAUAGUAGUGUAGUGUUAAAAGAAGGUGCUGAUAACUCCCAAGAGGAGCUGAAAAUGCCAUUAAACACAAGUGAUAUAACAAUAAAUGCAAAUACAACUUUCAACCAGAAUCAAAACACUGCCAAUAAUCAGGCGCGUAUGCGACGUGCUGUCAAUGCGCGCGGACGUGCUAGUGCGUCCAAUUUUAAACCGCUCAUCAGCGAGGCAGUGAUACGGCGCAUACGAAAAGGCUGGACGAUUUCAACGACGGCAGACAUAACUAUCGGUGAUCUUUAUGUUGUGUUGGGACAAGAUUCGAAACUCGAACUCGAUUACUAUUGGACGGACAGACAACAACAACAGCAACAACCAAGUGUGAAUAGUGCUAACAACAGCAAUAUGUUGCUGAAUCCGAGCAAUAUGCAAGUGAAUAGUAGCUGCAAUUUAACCUUCACUGGCGCUGCUUUGGAGUCUAUGACGCAAUCAGAUACAAAAGUUUUUAUGCAAAAACAAAACGGUAUGCCAUAUAAUCCCAGCGAAUGUGAUGACCCCGAUUUGUUGAAGUCGCUCUCCAACGCUGGUGUUGCGAAUAAACUUAAACAUCUGCUGUUGAUUGCGAAUCUGAGUGAGCGUAUGCGCAAGCGACAGUGCUCCUGCGGACACACAUGCGAGCGUAAUGUGGCCAAAACGAGAAUUGAACGCAAUAUUGCCACAAAGACGUAUGUCUCGACAAAAACUUUUUCAACCAACAACAACAACGAGAGCAAUAAUGUCUUUCGGCAGCCUGUUGCACCCAUACGACGGCCACUCUUCAAUAUGGACAGCGUCAAACCAAUGAAUCCCUUAUCACGCCAAAAGCAAUCAAUGCGUCAAACGCUGGUGCAACGUAUGCUAUUGCCUGGUGGCAGUACCGCCAAUCAGUCGUACGAUGUGUUGAAAGCUAAAAAUAUUGAAAACGCACGCGAAAACUCUGCCAACAACUCGGUGCAACCAAACUCAAACAUAGAAUCUCAUACCUCACCUGCGUCAAAUGACUUGUCUCCUUUUAAGACAAUGUCGGAAGUGUCAACCUCAGUGCCGCUACAACAUAAUCCACCUCCAACAAGUAGCAAUUCUUCACCUUUCACUUCAAUUACAAAUAAUCAUCUAGACGAAGUGGCGGAGCUAGACAAUAAUCCUUCAACUUCGGCAGCUUUUAAAAUGGCUGAUGUCACAGCGAACAACACAGAUCUUGUUGGUCGUUUCUUUCAAUCCUCGGCUGUUGACAACACUGACAUAUCGCUCUCAUCGUCAUUUCCCGAUAGCGCUUUCGAUGAGACUACAAAUACAAGCUCACUGAACGGCAUGACACCGACACAUUUACUGCGCGAGUCCACGUCGAAUUCACGUUGGCUGGAAGAGAACAUCAAUGAUUUCUCACUCACAAGUCUGCUGGGACAUUUGGAUGAGAUCAAUGCUACGCGUGAUAUUUUGGAUCCCUCGUCGAGUUUGUCGGUGAUAAGCGAGAGCAGCGUCGAUUAUAUGCAUAAAUUUCAAGAGAUUACUGCCUUAAUGCAAAGCCAGGAUAAGGAUUAAAAGAAAUAUAAAAAAGAAAAAGUUAUAUAAUUUAUUGUGCUGAAAUUAAGUGCUGCCUAGUGGCUGGUUGUUGUACCAUGCCGUUGGCUACCGCAUAAAGAUCUGACCAAACUGUAUACAUGCAUAGAUAUUAGUUAGUUAUAGUAACAACACCAAUAGUUUGUAAGCGAAAAAUUUGCGACAUUUUUGUUUUGUUUUAGUUUUUCACCAUACUUUUGCAUUUUUCAACUUUAAAUUUUCAUUUUUUUUAAU
Messenger RNA from Zeugodacus cucurbitae (melon fly), 3567 nucleotides. It is a transcript of the gene crm, whose product is annotated as protein cramped. Gene Ontology annotation, cellular component: nucleus. The transcript is spliced from 9 exons. Gene Ontology annotation, molecular function: chromatin binding. Gene Ontology annotation, biological process: pattern specification process. Bases 190 to 3315 code for a protein of 1041 amino acids. The record is from RefSeq and is a predicted model, not a curated record. NCBI's taxonomy places the organism in Eukaryota, Metazoa, Arthropoda, Insecta, Diptera, Tephritidae.